Zootermopsis nevadensis is the source of this 2981-nucleotide messenger RNA. The record is from RefSeq and is a predicted model, not a curated record. NCBI's taxonomy places the organism in Eukaryota, Metazoa, Arthropoda, Insecta, Blattodea, Termopsidae.
UGAACGUAUGUCGCAUAUUCUGUGAACUAUGCUCGGGCCGGUUCGGCUGCUACAACGUUGUUGUGUAAGUGUUCAUGGCGAAUAUUAAUUCUGUGUAACUAAGCACACGAAAAACGAAAGCAUUGCAGCUUUCUCUGGAGUGGAAGGGCUGGAAUGGCGAUUUGCUUAAGGACUGUUUCUAGUAAACUUAAACCAACAAGUAAAUUUGUUCCCUCUCGUAAACAUGUGGGUUUGGCGCACCUUCAAAGACAACUUACACAGCACAUAUCAAAGUCACAAUUUUUGGAAGAAUUUUUGGAAUCUCGAUGCAUGGCCAGUGCACCAAUGACCUCAGUGAAGAAUCUGCCUCAAGCAAGACGACCACAGUGGUGUUCUCACUCCGUCUCUUCAAACGGUUUUGAAGAAUUAAAUAGGAUUUGUGAGGCCAAAGCAGAAUCUGUGAUUUGCAGGCAAUCAAUUGAAAGAAAAGGAACUGAUAAGGCAGUGGUACUUCGUCCGGUCGUAAUUUCAAUUGAGAGAGACAUUUCUGCACAACCAGAUUCAGCAUUACAUUCUUUUAAUCCCUUAGAAGUGGGUGUUAGGCCAUUUGAAAUGACACAAGAUGAUAUAAUUCUUUGGAAUGAAGGAGGUAGUACAGAGAUCAUGGAUAUAGAGGAGGAAAAUGUUUUCUGUGUAAAAUAUGCAUCGGGAAUUCAUUUUAAGGAUGAACGAUUGAUAAUGCUGUCAGAUUUUGAGAAGCAAAUGAUAAUAUUAGCAAAUGCAAACAACAGAAAGACCCCAGACUAUCAGAUGGGUUCAGAUAAGAAGCCAUCACAAGAACAGCUUGAUAAAGUUUAUAAUGUUCUAAGAUUAACACUCCCAAAUCUGUUCAUACAACCACUGGACUACACUAUAUACCAUCAAGACAUUGUAUUUGAAAACAAUAUACGGGGCACAAGAACUGUUGGCCUUUACCGUUAUGUGAAACAGGUUGCACUGUUACGAACUGUUGGUCAUCUGAAAUUUGCAUAUGUGAAAUUUGAGAUUUUGAAAAUAACCAUGCAUCCAGAAGAUUGCACUGUGAAAAUUCGCUGGCGAAUAAGGGGCAUCUCAAGUUUAAAGGUCAUAUUUAUGUUUUGGAAGUACAAAUUUUGGAAACCCAAGGAAAUGCUUGAUAACCAAGAACUGUGGUAUGAUGGCUUUUCUACGUUCUACAUUGGAGGAGAUGGAUUAGUAUACAGGCAUAUUGCAGAUAAGAUGAUGCCAGAUAGUGACACAGCAACCAACGUGAAGAGUACUGACUUAGCAGCAAAACUGGCUCUCUGCUUGGGCCUCUUGUCACGACCAAACACACCUGAUUUUUCACCAUUAUUUUCAGCAUUUAGCAAACUGGAGAAGACUUCCCAGUGUCUAUCUGACAUGAUGCUACCUUUAGAGAAAAUAGAGUGAAAUUUGCAUUAUCAGUGAAUACCAUUAGGAGUGUGCAUGCUACUUAUCAUCUUUUACAACUGUGAAUACAUGUAGUUUUGUUCACAUAUCUUACACAGGUUUAAUAUGCUUAAUUAAUAGUGGAUCGCUUCUGUUGCUAAUUUAAAACUAAGGUGUACACGAUUUUUUUUAAUCCAUCUGUAUAACACAUUAUAAUUUGAUUCGUAUUGUUGAAAGAUUGUAGUUGUAUUAAAUGUUGUUUUUUGGGAAAUGUUCCUUCUAUCAUACAAUAUGUAGGGGCCCCCCCCCCCCACAUAUUAAGAAACAGUUUGUUGCAAUCUUUCUCAUAAAUUGGAACUAAGUUCUUAACACAAAUUGGUUAAACUGAUGAAUAUAGCAUGUUUGAAAAUGCAAUAUAUUUGUUUUGAAACUUAAAUUAUGAACGUUAUUAGUAAAAUUAUGUGCAACUUUUCCAAUAUAUUGAAAAACAAGAGGUAAUAGUAAUUUAGAAUAAGUUCUAUAUGUUAUUAACGUGUUGUACUUUAAAAUGAAUAUGCAAACCAUAAAAUAAUAUUUUUGAAAUAAACACUUGAAUUAAAGUGAAUAAAAAACAUAUUUGGGUUUAAUAGAACUUUAGAAUACUAUGUACACAAUAUAUGUGAUGCUGCAAUAGAAGAUGCAUACACUUUGAUAAGACAAAUGUAAACCUAUAAUCAUAAAGAGUUACUACCAAAUAAAGCUAGCACACUCUUAAUCUGAAGUGGUUCCUUUCUAGCAGAGUUUAGUUUCAGGCGACUGAAAAUAUGAUACAAAUGUAUGGUCCUUUGCAGUAACCUAAUAAAUGGCAAUGGUUAGCCCAGUAUUUCAUACUUCACUGAUGCAACAAUUGAUUAUUUCUGCAUGUCAUUAUUGUAUACUUGAUUAAGUUGUAUGUUUCAUAGUAAUACCAUUACAGCCUAUUGAAACUGCCCUUGGAUUAUGCCAUCAAAGAUAUCCAGGGAGUAAUGUGAAAAUCACAAACUUCUGUUGCAUUUUUAACUGACCAUGUUUAUAUAUCCUGCUAUAAAACUAAAAUUGUUUUCACAGCAGUGAGUCGGAAGAUGGCUGUCAUCUGGGUUGUUGUACCACGUAAUCUGGUAGAAGUUUACUGACGUUUUAGAGGUCCUUCCUGCCUCCAUCAUCAGGGUGAUCGCCCUGAUGAUGGAGGCAGCAAGGACCUCUGAAACGUCAGUAAACCUUUACCAGACUACAUGGCACAAGCCAGAAGACACCCUUCGUCAGAUUUUUGCAAUGUUACAUUUUAAUACACUUCCUAUUAUCAUGAGAUGUGUAUGUCAUACUGGAUCACAUUUGUAUUAUUUAUUUAAAUUAUUCUGAUGGAAUCGUAGUAAUUGCAGUACCGCUGUUAGUUGUUAUCAUGUUGUAAAGAGCGUUUAUUAUUUCAACAGUGAAUGUAAAAAGGAUAUGACUUUUUAAGUUGAUUAUCAUUGUUGAAAUGUUAAUCUGUUUCUUAAAUUAUAUAAUUGUAAAUAUAGAAAAUAAAGUGCUGUUGUGAUGCAUUGUAUAUAACCUUA